This is a messenger RNA of Diaporthe batatas, 954 nucleotides long. RefSeq lists its product as uncharacterized. NCBI's taxonomy places the organism in Eukaryota, Fungi, Ascomycota, Sordariomycetes, Diaporthales, Diaporthaceae. The coding region runs from base 1 to 954 and encodes 317 amino acids. The record is from RefSeq and is a predicted model, not a curated record. The transcript has a single exon.
AUGGAAGUCCCUAGGCAGGACACUCCCCGGGCCUUCCAAUCCUUCGAGACUUUCCACGAAGCCUCGAACUCGGCACGGAUCCCUCGAGGAUAUGAGCUAGUCGCACAAGACCUGGGUGGUUCUGUCGAGAGUGACAAAGGCUUCCUUUAUACCCAUCCUCUGAGGCAGUACGACCCCGGAGAGUGCGCCAGACUCUGUGACGAUCUUCCGACCUGCGCCGCGUUCAACCUGUAUUUUGAAAGAGAGCCCGCGUACUUACCCGAUGCUUCGGCCGGCUGCUCCAAUCCACCAUCGACCACGAGCAUCGACUGCGUACUCUGGCAUACUCGUCUAGACGAGGAUGACGUUGGCAACUUUGGUGAACUGCGGGAGCAGUUUCAGGUCGUAAUUACGGGCUCGAACCUCUACAACAAAAUCAAUGGGACACUGGAUCUCGGCCAUAUGGGCUACAGCGGGCCAUGGGUAGGUGUGGACAACGAAGCAUCCUUUGCAGUCCCAAACGAGCCCGUAGGCAACUACAGCACGAUAUUGGACCAGAGGCCUCUGUUUUACAACUCCUACAACUCUUCGUCCACUCUCAAUCACUACGACCCUACAAUAUGUGCCCGUCUCUGCUCCGAUAUCACAGACCAGAGGGUGCCCGGCAUCCCAUUCAAAAGCAUUGCAUACCCGGUCUGCAGCAUGUUCGUGGCAUACGAACUGAGACAUGAUGUUCCUCUGGCCAUGGUAUGCGAACUAUACUCUUCUCUGUGGAGCACUAGGUAUCAGACUUUGCGGGAGGUGGUGGGACUCCUUGAAGGAGGAAUGGAGACCAUUCCCUUGCGGCCCACGAGGGUAUCUGUGUACCAUCGGAACGACUACCUAUACCCACCAAUAUGCGCCAUGGAGUAUCAAUGCGGGAGGGACUUCUAUUCUGGCGGUGACUGCUCCGGAUGGGGCAAAGGCUUUUGUUGA